UCGUGUAAACGUGCGGGCGGCGCCUUGCAAGGGCAGCCUUGCCGUUUCCCUCGAAACGCCCGCAAUUGCGCGCUACGUGCCCCCAACGACUCGUCGAUAUGCGAUCCGCAAUGUGAAGCAAGGGUCCAGUCGCGAUAAGAUAAGCACAGCAACACGUUGUUCUUGUCCCAACCCCACCCUGUGCCGAUUGCGACUGGCGUCUGUCAUCCGACGCAGUAAACGUAACCGCCCGCAUUCUAGCUCCGGUGAACACUUCAGUAAUUCGCGGCAUAAGUGCAAGAAACUGUGCGCCUGCUGAAAUCCGCUAGUGAACAGGACUGGUGUGCCGACAGAUUGACGACUGCAGGGAUCGGCGUGUCUCCGAAGAACCGACAUUGGAAUCGCACUGUUCGCUUCCAAAGUGAGACCUUUGCUUCCUGCAGAGAGUUGUACUGAAGCGUUCCUGAGUGCUGAAAACCAAGAUGAUGUCACAGCAUCUCGUCGUGUUCGUGGGAAUUCUUUGUACGACAAAUUUAAUGUGCGAGCCUCAGGCCGCACCGUACAGCGGCCAGCCUUCGCCCCUGCUGGGCGACUCGCAGCAGAGCCCAGCGAUGCGCGAGCUGUCCAAAGCGCACGCCGAGCAACUGGCCCGCGCCGAGGAGUCCAUCGCCGAGCUAGUGCGCCAGCUCAAGGCGCUGCCGCCUGACGACGCCCGCAGGGAGCCACUCGCUGCCCAGCUGCGGCAGCAGCAGCAGGCACUCAGGGACACACGCGACAAGUUCCGCGACCAAGCUGCUCUGCCUACUCAAACACGAAGCCGCCAACAAUGGCACCCUCGCCAACGACAAGGAAGCUCAAGACGCUGUCCUGCUGCAAUGUACUGGAGCCGUUUCACUGACUGCAGUCAACGCAUCUCAAACGCACGCAAACGCGACUGCGAGACGAUGACUAUCUGCAAUGUAGCAUCUGCUAGAAACAAACCGUGCUCCAAGGGUUUUUCUACGGCACCCUGGAGCGCGCAUAAUUUAAAUGACAAUCAGUGAUGGCACGUGUGCGACAGGUGUUGUUUCCUUUCGAUAAGCCCCCAAGUGUAUAUACCUUCAAAACAUGCUAUGAUUGUUCCGGCAUCAGAGCGUUGAAAGGAAGAAUGAGAUUAUUGGGGCUUAAACUCAAUAAAAAAGCCCCAUUUUAAUAAAAAGACUACCUUUAUAAAGUUGAGUAUAGCGACCACUUUUGCAGCGCCAACGUUCGCCAUGCGCCUCUAAAACCGGUUGGACAUCAGUACCCACACAACAAAACACCGCACAAGUUUUAUAUCUUGUUCCUCCUUUCCUUGUGUUAUGUAUCAAGGUGACGAACGUUAAACUCGGUUUUACAACUGAAACGCUGUGAUACACGGCCACAGCCAUCAAACGUGUCAGAAAGAAAAUUGCAGCAGCUACUAAAGCAGUGAAACCAGGGGCCAGGUGGCAUCAUUUCCCUUUGUUAUUUCCCAAAAUAAUUUAGAGCAAACCUGAGUACGAGAGGUAUUGAUUUAAAAGGAUGACAGGGUAGUCAACAAUACAAAAGUUCUCACACUCAUUCUAAGAGUAUUUACGGUCAAGAUACUAUCCUUUCCUUGGCCGAUUUUUUCGGAACGCGAACAGCCGCGGUACUGGCGCAUGGUUAUCACAGGUUCAGAGGGUAUGGGAACAAGCACAAAAAAAAAAUACCCACCCUUCCCCUACCCGAAAAUGUGGGUAAUCGAAGCUUGUCGUGUGUUUCUUCUGUGUUCCUCGGAACGAAUUGCACUGACGAGUACCACGUUGUGCUCGAGCCACAACCGGUCACACGCACUGCAACUGGCUCUGAAGUUCCGGUUGAGAAACUCGCGUUGAAACCUGGCCAUCGCACCGGUGAAGUUGGCGCUAACGUUGCCGAGGCGUGCACUACCGUUGUCGGGUUUCUGGAGGGCAAGACGACGCUGACGUUUGGCCUCAACAUCGCGCUCCCGCAGCUCCGAGUUCGCGGCUCUUCGCUGACGUUUCGCCUGGGCUUCGGAAGCCGUCACGCUAGAAUCGGCACGGCGACGACGAGCCCUUUCCCGAGCGAGUUCGCGGCGCCAUUGCUCAAACGCAGCCUGUUCCUCGGCGGAGCGCACCACGCGCAGCCUUCCCAACCGGCCGCAGAGACUGAUCUGAAGCGAGGGAAGCCCGGCGGAGCACGCGCCAACCCCCUUUCCUUACCUUUCCAUCCCUGCGACAAACCAAACGACCCUGAUAGGCCUCGCACGUCACGUGAUCCGGCGCCGGCGCAGCUGUAACAGCUGCUGUACUGUGGGAGCAGCCGGGUUUUCUGCGGGACCACGACAACGCCAUCGAAACUUGUGAGCCAAUAUAAGCUUCGCUUGAAAAAGAAAACGAAAAUUUGACGGGGACGAGCGAGAGAGGACACCCGCCGUGGUGGUGUAUUGGCUUUGGUGUUGCGCUGCUAAGCCCGAGGAUGCGGGAUCAAAGUCCGGCCACGGCGGUCGCUUUUCACGGCGGUCGCUUUUCAACAACCGUGUACCAGUGCUUUGGGCGCACGUUAAAGAACUUCAAGUAGCCAAAAUUGAUCCGGAGUCUCCCACUAUACGGUGCGCCUCAUUAUCAUGUCGUGGUUUUGCCGCGUAAUACAGCAGACUGUAAUUGAAUUUUUCGAGGCAGGACACUGUAUCAAAUGCGUUCUCGUCCUCGUCAAUUUCGUUCUUGUUCCUAUUCUAUAAAUAUAUGUAUCAACUCGCCCAACAACACGCCUUACUAAGACACGAUAUCACAUAUGUUUUCUUUUUUUUUUUUU
This is a messenger RNA of Dermacentor silvarum, 2796 nucleotides long. RefSeq lists its product as uncharacterized. NCBI's taxonomy places the organism in Eukaryota, Metazoa, Arthropoda, Arachnida, Ixodida, Ixodidae. Bases 462 to 1022 code for a protein of 186 amino acids. The record is from RefSeq and is a predicted model, not a curated record. The transcript is spliced from 4 exons.